This is a messenger RNA of Colletotrichum destructivum, 5072 nucleotides long. RefSeq names its product Putative inositol polyphosphate kinase. The record is from RefSeq and is a predicted model, not a curated record. Bases 175 to 4512 code for a protein of 1445 amino acids. Gene Ontology annotation, molecular function: inositol hexakisphosphate kinase activity. Lineage: Eukaryota; Fungi; Ascomycota; Sordariomycetes; Glomerellales; Glomerellaceae. Gene Ontology annotation, biological process: inositol phosphate biosynthetic process; phosphatidylinositol phosphate biosynthetic process. Gene Ontology annotation, cellular component: cytoplasm; nucleus. The transcript has a single exon.
CACACACACGCACAACACACAACACACACUCAACGCUCUCUCUCUCACAUACAUCCGCACACACUUCAGAGUCGCGACCUACGCCGCUCUCUAUCCCUACAACCCCCUUUCCGCCCCAAAACAGCCGGCGACCAAUCCUCCAUUUUGUCCUGAGUCUCGCCAGAUGUUUCCCUCAUGUCCAGCCCGCCUCGUAACGCCGAAAAUGCCGCACCCGCGACCCUGGUGAGCCCCGCGCAUUCGUCGCCGUCGCCGUCGUCGUCGCCGCCCAUUCCCACCACCACCACUAUUCCCACCACCACUCCCACCACUACCACUACCACUACCACCAUCUCCGCCCCCAUAUCCAGUCCCAAGCCCUGUGCAAGUCCCUGUCCGUCCGUACCAGCUGCUGCUGCUUCUGCCGCUGCCGUUGCCGUUGCCGCCGCUGGUGCAGACGGGUCUACUGCAGAUCCUGGAACUGGAUCUGAUGUUGCUGGCGUUGCUUUUGCUGCCGCCGCCCCCCAGCAACAACAGCCACCUUUCCCUUCAUCCCUCCCGCCAUCGCAUCCAGACACCCCCCUAGCCCAAGCUGCAGAUCUACCCCCUGCCACGGCCGCUGUCACCCAGCACCAGCAGGAUGUCUCGAGUCUCGACCCGAAUGUUAAAAAGCCCCGAGGCCCUGCCGCCCUCCCGAGGCAGUCCGGUCCGUCCUUGCUAACCCAAGCACUCGCCUCAGCUCGCGGCAUCCCUUCGAGAACGCACUCUCACCAAGAUCAACCCCCCCAACCCCAGAGCCAGCUGUCGACGCGCUCGCUGCCCUCUCCUACCGCCGACUCUCUCCUCCCACCUAGUAACCCCUCCUCCGCCGCUGCUGGCCUGGAUCCCCUCGCCGUCGAUACCCGCAAUGUUCCCUCCCUUCCCGGCCACAGCGCCUCAGUAACUCCUCGAAGCGCCCCUCAACUCGCCUCUGCACCACCCCUCGACCCUACCAAUCCGAUCAACGCUGCCGAGCCUCCCGCCGCCGACAUGGAGAUCAUGACGUCGCCCACCUACGAUAUUUCUAGCUUCCAAGGCAUCAGAGCAAUGCUGCUGGACCACAGGGACUUUCUCAAGGGCACGCGAUCGCGGGGCAGGGGUUCGUCACUGGAGCGCGUUGACCUAGAGUCGAGAUCGACGGGAGGAUUGCGCAAGACGCGAGCUCACUCCCAUUCUACCAGCCCGGAUGCAUCUUUGUCCGCCUCCGUCGCCCCCCUCGACCAGAAGCUACAUCAAGACGUUGCCGUGCCCGAGGUUCGACCCAAGAAACUGGAGCAGCGCUUCUCCGUCGGACCUGAGAAGAUAUGGUCGAUCGGGUCAAGCGAGGCCAUCGACGGCCAGGAGGAUGGCCAGGUCGAGAAGUCGGUCCAUGAGGCCAUGAUCGGCGUCGAGCCAAACGCCCGCAGUCGCAAGGCAAGCUACAGCCUCCGGUUUUUUCGCGAAGGCUUGCCCAAGGAGGAGAAGACACCCGGCCGCAGAAAGGACACACGCCCCAAGGAGAAGCUCUCCCUGGGCCACGAGUUACAAGAUCCGCUAUCAUCGGACAUUGCCAUUGAAGACUUCGCCAAAGCUGCGAGCGCGCAACCAUCUCCCAGGAUUCUCGAUAAGAAGGAUUGGUUGCCAAAGCAGCUGGAAAGGGUCAAGACCUUUCCUCUCCAGUCGCCCCAGGACGGCGAAACCCCUAUUCUCACCGACUCUCCGACCCAGGAUUACUUUGGCCUGAGAAAAGUCAAUGGCGAUAUUUUCCACAAGGUGGACUCGGACGGUGCCAGGCAGACUGGUACUAAGGCCAGCUCCAAGCAUGAUGAUUCCGAAGGCGAAGCUUCGUUACCUGCAGUGCAGGAGACCAUGACUGCUGAGACUCGACGCCCAUCUGCUGACAGCAGCGACCGCGGUGAGAGUCAUGAGGAGGGUGACGAGUCCAGCGAGGAGAAGAUUUCUUCAGCCGUAUUCGUACCACAUCCCGGCUUGGAAGAGGCCGCAGAGCGCGAGCGAGACGUGGCGAAGCCGAGACAGACGGCGGGCUCCCGCACCACUUCCAGGGCCGAAGAUUUCCAUCCGUGGCUCGUGAAAGCCGAUGAGCCCGAGCCCGAAGAGGAGCUGUCCCCCGAUCAGCCCCCCGAUACGCCCUCUCACAAGCCGAAGUCGAAGCCGAAGCGAUUGCCCGGAGAGCCGAAUGUGACUCUCCGCGAGGUCCAGCCUGGCACCAUCGAUGACCUCGCCGUCGAAGACGGGCAGGAGCCGCCGACGGCAAAGCAGGUGCCUACGCAUCUUGAAGAGCACACCCACCAUCACCAAGUCGAGCACAAAGAGCCCCUCGAGGCGAUUGAGCUCAUUCCCUACAAGCACCAAGUCGGGGGACACACCACCCUCUGGCGCUUUUCCAAGAGGGCUGUCUGCAAACAGCUCAACAACAGAGAGAAUGAGUUUUAUGAGAACGUGGAGCAGGACCAUCCGGACUUGCUGCCGUUUCUCCCUCGGUACAUCGGCGUGCUGAACGUUACCUUUCACAAGCAGCCCCGGCGCAAGUCAACUCACAAACGCGAGGAUAUGCCCGCCUUGGAGCGCAAGAAGACCGGAGAGAGUGGCAUCGCAGUUUCGGUGUCGCCUUCCAAGUCUAGCACUACCAAUGGAAACUCGAACGGCGCAUCCCAGGCCAAUAACACGGAACACCGCAGGAUCAUCAGCCAGUCGCUCUCAAACGCGCCGGAGCCCAUCCCGACCGUCACCUUUGACGACAACUGGCACAUCUUGCCACGAAACCUGCUUCAGCCGACGCCGCCGCCUACCGCCUUGCCGACUCGGGGCCGAAGUACAUCAUCUUCUGGUCUGCCUGAAAACGUCGAGGAGAGCAAAGCGACUUCUCCCACAAGGCCCAGCUUGGAUGACAGGCACGCCAACAGCUGGGGUGCGACAACCGUUAAUAAGCGGCUGCGCAACGAGGUAUUUAACGACGUCUUCUUGAAGCAGCCCAUCCCGAUUCACAAGCACCGUCGUCCUCACCAAAAGUCGAUGGCCUUCCGGAAGCAGCAGACCUUACGACCAGCGAGCUCCGUCCCCGAUCUAGUGCGCAGGCAGGACCCGUCAGCUCAAGAAGGUCACGCGCCCCAACACCCCAGCCCACUCCGGCCAAGCAGCUCUUCACCGCCGCCGACGGAAAGCAUCCCGAUGGAACGUCCCGAGCAUCCUUGCCAUCCGGAGACCGCAGAAGCCGAGGACAGCGAUGUCAAGGAUGUCACCGGCACGAGUGCACCGGAGCCGGAGACGCUGGCGGACAAGAUUAUUGCGCAGAAGAAGAAGCGGCGCUACUCCGGAACAGGGCUCCGACGAAAGCCACGAACAGUGACAGAGUCCAGAGGCCAUCUCAAGUACUGGGAAGAGGCGGACGACGCUGGGUACAGGGGCGAAGAUGAGGGCGGGCAAUCUCUUAUCACAUCGCAAGUAAACUCGCCCAUGAUCGAGGCGCCGAAUACGAAUGGUGCGAGUCCUCACGAAGGGACCGCGAAAGAACUGAGCCUUCCGGUGUCUGCCACAGAGGCACCUCAACCCGGAGGCGUCUCUGAGAUUGAGCAUUCGACUUAUGCGUCGACAGUGCCGUCCGAGGUACCGAGUCCCACGCAAGAGUUUCGCAAGAUCCCGCGACCGGUGAACCCCAAGGAAGCACAAACGCAGAGGGACUCCCGCGUGGAGUAUUUCCUCUUGCUGGAAGACCUCACGGCAGGCAUGAAGCGACCAUGCAUCAUGGACCUGAAAAUGGGUACUAGGCAGUACGGUGUGGAGGCGACGCCCAAGAAGCAGAAGUCGCAGCAAGGCAAGUGCGCCAGGACGACAUCGCGUGAGCUCGGCGUGCGUGUGUGUGGGCUCCAGGUCUGGGAUGUCAAGAGCCAGAGCUACGUGUUCAAGGACAAGUACUUUGGGCGCGAUCUCAAGGCCGGGCAGGAAUUCCAAGACGCCCUGACGCGGUUUCUCUACGACGGCGUGGACUACGCCAGCAUCUUGCGGCACAUACCGACCAUCCUGCAGAAACUGGACCACCUCGAGUCGAUUGUCAAGGAGCUGGAUGGCUACCGCUUCUACGCCGCCAGUCUUCUCAUGUUUUACGACGGUGACACGACGAGCGAGGGUAAUGAAUACGAUACAGUCGUUGACGAUUCCACGACUGACUUUGCAACCGACACGGAAGAGUCGUCGGCGUUGCGCGAGAAGAAAAGGCAAAAGAAGAAGCGCGGCAUCGAUUUCAAGAUUGCCGACUUCGCAAACAGCCUGACCAAAGGCGACCUGGCCGAGGGGAAGCCAUGCCCGCCUCAGCACCCCAAUGAGCCGGAUCGUGGUUUCCUCCGAGGUCUUCGUACGUUGAGGAAGUAUUUCCUCAAGAUCCAGAAAGAUACCCGGGCUGCCAUGGGCCUGGACAGUCAUGGACGGAGUAACAGGAUGGAGGACGUCGAUGAUAUCGACAUGGACCACCUGUCGGACGAAGAGGGGUCAGUCAGUGAAUGAGUGGAGGACGAGUCUCUACUUUCUUGUUGAUAAUAUUUUUGGGGAUUAUUAUUCUGGAUUGGGGUUAUGGCUGGUUGGCGCGGACGGACGGGGGAAUCGCGGAGUCAGGGACGGCAUUUGACAACAUACCCGGCAUCGAUCUGGCGUCACAAUACAGAUUUCAAGGCAACUGAGAUGUUUUGUAUUCUCGCUCCCGCUAGCCUCAAGAGGCUUUGGUUGGUGGGUGCUGCAGAUUAUGUCGUGUUCGACGUGAGUCCCGACGAAUGGUGAGCUGGUUGAGUGUGGAUCGAGGUUGGUGGAGAGAGCAGAGUGGUGGUUGAGCGAAGCGACGCCCGGACAGCGGGUACAGAUUGGACUGAGUAGGAUUUGGUGAAAACGGUCUUUGGGUGGAUAACCAAGGCGUUGAUUUCUCUUUUUAAAGUUUUCGUUAUCCUUGUUGUCUUGUUGCUUGGGGAUCUGGGUUAGACGUUAGACAAAAUUGAGCCCGUCCUAGAUUUGCGCUCACUCUGAUUCCGCUCCGCGCCUUGUUUCAGUGAUGCAUCGUCCUCGACGCGGACCAC